CUUUGACUUAGAGCUUGAUUUGAAGAACAAAAUAUUUAAAAUUCUGAAAGGUGAAUGUGCAACUUAAUAGGUGGCAGGUAAAUGGCAACCUAGUCGUUUUUUCUUUGUUUGUUUGUUUUUUUUUUUUACUAAUUUUCUCAAGCAAGAGGCAAGCCAAGGUAAUCAGGCCUUUCAGUUCAGCUGUUCACCAUACUCAUCCUAGCCAUCAGCACUGAACUAUAUUUACCAGCUUCCUGGGUUACACAAGCCUGCCAAGGGGUGUGCACAAACCCUCAACCCCUUCCUCUGUCCUCCGGAUAAGCCGGGUUCUCUGUCACUGCCAUAGAAAACACACAAAAUGCUUGGGACCACUGUGGGAGCAAACAAGGGGAGGGUCACAUGUGAGCCCUGGACGACAGCAGCCCUCCAGACUAUUCUCGGUAACUGGAAUGUACACAGCGACCUCAUGGCAAACUCCAAACUUGAGACCUCGUGUCUUUCUCCGUGUCACUUUUGACUGUGUCGUCUUUGAAAGAGAAAUCCGGGAGAAAUGUAUUUGCGUUUAUCCUGUUGAACUGUGCCUCAUUCGUCAUCAAAUUGAGUGUAAAGAACAAACAGCAUGGCUAGUACAUCAGAGAUCUUUCCAUUCAAGGACCAAGAGCUCCCUGCUCACCUCCUGUUUCAGUUGAACAUACUGAGACAUGAGCAGAUCUUCACUGAUGUGAUCUUGUGCACCGAAGACAAAGAGAUCCCAUGCCACAGGAACGUCUUGGUUUCUAGCAGCCCGUACUUCCGAGCCAUGUUCUGCAGCAACUUCCGGGAGAGCAGCCAGGCUAGAGUGGACCUGAAAGGCAUCGCAUCGGAGGUCAUCGAAUGUGUUGUGGAUUACAUCUAUACUGGUACCAUCACCAUCACCAUGGAGCUGGUGCUGCCCCUGAUGCAGGCGGCCUCCAUGCUGCAUUACGGGAGGGUCUUUGAGGCCUGCUCCACCUUCUUACAGGAACAGCUCAAUCCGGAAAACUGCCUGAGCAUGAUCCGGCUCUCCGAGAUCCUUCAUUGCGAAAGCCUCAAGGAGAGAGCCAAAGAAAUGGCUGUGCGGUGUUUCUCGGACGUAGCUGCUUCUGAGGACUUCUGCGAACUCUCUCUUCCUGAGCUAAUGUGCUACCUGGAGGACGACCGACUGUGCGCGGAGGAAGAGCAGGUUUUUGAGACGUUACUUGCUUGGAUCCACCAUGACCCCUUUUCCAGGCGAGGAGCCAUUCAUGACCUCUUUAAGAAGGUCCGGCUGCGGUACAUCCAUCCGACGUACCUCUUCCAGUUUAUCGCCAAUGAUCCGCUCGUCCAGUCCUCUACGCUGUGCACCGAGAUCAUUGAGUCUGUGCGACGUCUGAUGUUUUCCGUAAGCGCCAAAUGCACUCAAGAGCUGAAACCUCUUUGGACCACACCACGCCGUUACACCUGCCGGGAGACUCUGGUGGUGGUUGGAGGCCGCAAGAACAAUGAACAGACAUCUCGAGAGGCGCUUCUCUAUGACGAACGGACGCAACGGUGGCAAUGGCUCGCCAAACUACCUCUGCGACUCUACAAGGCGGCGUACGUGUGUAUUCACAGUAUUCUGUACGUGGUUGGUGGCCUCAGCCUAAGUCUGGCAUCUGGAGACAGUGCAGUUAGCUCCACAGUUUAUACUCUCUCAUUGAAGACCAACCAGUGGAGGACUGCCGAGCCCAUGCUGGGGCCACGUUACGCCCAUCAGUGUGUCUCCUACCUUCACUUCAUCUUUGCUCUUGGUGGAAUAGGGCAGGAUAAGCAGAUCUCAAAUAUGGUGGAGCGCUACAACAGCAUGUUCAAUCAAUGGGAGGCCAUGGCGCCGAUGCCCACAGCAGUCCUACACCCUGCAGUCGCAGCCAACGAUCAGAGGAUUUAUGUGUUUGGAGGCGAGGAUGCCCUGCAGAAUCCAGUGAGACAAAUACAGGUUUAUCACAUCUCCCGUAACUUGUGGUCUAGACUGGAAACCAGGACAGUGAAGAACGUCUGCGCACCUGCUGCUGUGAUAGAAGACAAGAUUUACAUUGUUGGAGGAUACACAAGAAGAGUUAUUGCCUAUGACACCAAAGCUAAUAAAUUUGUGAAGUGCACCAACAUGAAGGAGAGAAGGAUGCACCAUGCAGCCACAGUCAUCAAUAACAAACUCUAUGUGACCGGAGGACGUUUCCUCAACAGUCAUGAUGUCAUCGAAGACUCAGACUGCUUUGAGUGCUACGACCCUAAAACAGAUGUAUGGACUUCUAAAGGAUCGUUACCGUACAAACUGUUUGAUCAUGGUUCACUGUCGCUGAUUUGCGUCUCCAACCGCUCCAACCCACCGUGACUGCUCAGAGAACGCAACAUCUCUGCUUGGGCGUCCCGUUCGCUCCCCUACUCAUUAAGGGACAUGAGAAAUAUGGGGCCACAGCUGAGACUGGAAACCAUCUGAGGAAGGUGGCAUUCGUUUGUGGGUUGAGUACAUCUCAGCUGUGGCUUUGAUGUUGAUGGUAUGCUGCUGGUGCUCGCCAGCAUCUGUGCCGUCUUAAAUCAAAAGAGAUUCGAGCUGGCAACUGCAAGUGUCACAGUGGACCUCAGGGAGCGAGCCCAGGACCUCAGAGCAAAACGGCAGACUUAUGCAGUCUACAUCUGUCCCUGCAGAACUGUGACCCGAAAAUCUUCAGACAGAUGUUUCUCAUCAUGAUCUCCUUCUUUCAGAACGGCUUGAGCAGCCAAAUUUUAGUCAAUAGUGCCUUGUUAGCAUGAAUCUAAUUGGAAUAUGGCAAUAAUUGGAUGUGACAAUCUUUUUAGCCAGAGUAAAAUCUACAAGAAUGACUGUUGGAUGAAGUGCUGUGGUGUGUGGUCAGUUCUAUGUAAUUAACGAAGGCCGAAAACAAACCUAAUGGAUCAUGAAAUGCUUGAUGCACCAUGCACGCUAAAAGUAUGUGGACACCUGCUUCUAAUUAACAUGGUUUACUUUUCCGCUACACGCAUAUCUAACAGAUGCAUAAAAUCAUGCAAACAGCCAUGCAAUCUGCUGAGAUGAACAUUUUCAGUGUAAGGGGAUUUUUUUCUGUUCCAGCAUGACAAUGAACCCAUUUUGGGGUUUGGAACAUGGAAAUUAACUGGGGUAAACAUUUAGAGAUGCACAAGGGUGAUUAUAUUCAAAUCAAAUAUGCUUUUUUGGUUUCCAAUUGCUCCAUCAGCAAACUAAUAAUACUACAAAAAUACAAAUACUGUGCAUAUUUGUUUCACACUGAACAACAAUAAUUACUGUAUUUGUAUUACUGUGAGGGGUAGGUGUAGAAGUUAAUGAAACAUAAUGUAGCAAAUAUAUUUUAUUCUUACUUCGCAGCUGCAAACUUUUUUGAUCAACUUCAAAUGUUGACUACUACAUAAAAAAUACUGGGUUAAUUGGAGGAGAAAUAGACCAUUACAGUCUGUGAAAAUUAAUCCACAAUUAAUCCAUACACUAAUAGGGUUAUGUCUGUGAACCAGAUAUGCGAUGUCAUUUUCACAAACUGUAAUUAAAUGUUACCUGAAGCUGCUAGUUGACAAUUGCCUUCUGAGCCUUUUCCAUGACCAAAAUAUAUUGCUUGAUUUAUUUUAUUUUAUUUUUUUGUCUGUUGACAAAAAGGUAUGCUACAUAUCUGUAAUAAAACUUGUUCAAUGGACAAUAUAAACUGCAUGACUAGGCUAUACUGUAUAUAAUUAUAAUAACAACUAAUAGAUACAUAUACAUGCAUACAUACACACUGUGCUCCAUAUUAUGUAAGUUACAUCAGUAGGAUUUCAGUCAAAUAAACCUUAUUAUUAAUAAUUUUUCUAGUUUUUCCAAGGAAAGUGUUUUAUUUCAUGUAUCUUGAGCAUAAAUGUCUUGCAAAUGGCAUAAAAACAAUUCAUAUUUUAAGAAAACUGAAUAGAGAUCAUUAAACAUAAUAUGAACACAUUGUGCGCAAACACACAGGUAAAUGAAUGAAUUGUGAUGUCCACAUAUUUUUGGCCAUAUAUUUUAUUUCUCAUUUCCCCUUUGUAGCAAAAAAAAAAAAAAAAGAAGAAGAAGAAAAAAAAGCUUUGAUGAUAAAAA
Carassius auratus (goldfish) is the source of this 4087-nucleotide messenger RNA. It is a transcript of the gene klhl38a, whose product is annotated as kelch-like family member 38a. The record is from RefSeq and is a predicted model, not a curated record. Gene Ontology annotation, molecular function: protein binding. Lineage: Eukaryota; Metazoa; Chordata; Actinopteri; Cypriniformes; Cyprinidae. The transcript has 4 exons. Bases 599 to 2347 code for a protein of 582 amino acids.